AGUCAGCAGGGCCCCUUCCUCCUCCUGGUGCAUAGGAACGUGUGUCCUGGGCUGAGAUGUUGCCGGAAACUAGCACCUGUUGGAAGCCCUCCCAGAAUCUUGGUGCCUGGUAACUAAAAUUUAGAGAGUGCACAUCCUGACGUCAGAGGGCUACAGAGAGGAUCCAGAGAGGAAGCUGCCUCUGCAACUGUCCGGUUAGGUCCACCUGCCUCCUGCACGGCUUACCCACCUCCUACGCAGCCUGGAACCGUGAGGAUCAAUGCUGCUGGCCGUGGACACGGGCCAAAGAGCUGGCCCGAACGACCCUGGUGACAAGGACAGGGAUCUGAAGAUGCUCUUGCACCAACUCUGCCACCUUCAGGCCAAGCAGAGAAAGCUGGAGAGAGAGCUACAGAGAUACAAGCCAUUCGCAGACUAUCUGAGGAAGGUCCUAGAGAGAAUCCCCAAAGGCUGCAGCGAUGCAGAGAAGCCCGAGGCAGCCGGGCUGGAGGCCCUGGUGCGGCGCUACGGGAAGCUCCUCACGGCCAGCAGGGAAGCCCAGAAGCAGCUGGACGCCUUCUGCCAGAUGACCCGGGCAGCGCACGAGGCACUGGAGUCCCUAGAGGACAGCCGCAAGGCCCUCCUGCCGAGCCUCAAGAUCCGGCUGUGUCAGCUGCAGAAGAAGUGUCACCACAAGCAGGAGCAGUGGAGGCAGGUGCAAGCCGGCAUGGCCCACCAGAACAGCCCAGGCUUUGACACACACGCCCACCCUGGAGGCCACAAUGUGAGCUGGGGCCGGCUGCUCAGCUACAUGCAAGUGGCCAUCCACAACAUGGCCCAGCAGUGCUGCCCUCCGGCCCAUGGCAUCCCCACGGGCAUGGGCCUCUUCUCCCAGCUGGACCUGAUUCAGGCAUUUAUAUUGGACAAGAUGGAGACCGUGAGGAUGAUCUCACUGCUCACAGAACCCAGGGUGUGCUGGGCAGGGGACAGCCUCAGGGACAAGAGCCUGAGAAAGCAUCCCAGGCCCUUCAGGAAGUGGCCAAUGAACCAGGCCACGUCCCCCAGGACCCCCUUUCCCAGUGGCCAGGCUUCGGAGUGCUCCAGCCUGUCCUGACGGCCGCCUUCCCGGCCAAGGCAUCACGACCAACCGGCUUCCUUA
This is a messenger RNA of Chinchilla lanigera (long-tailed chinchilla), 1138 nucleotides long. RefSeq lists its product as uncharacterized. The transcript has 8 exons. The record is from RefSeq and is a predicted model, not a curated record. NCBI's taxonomy places the organism in Eukaryota, Metazoa, Chordata, Mammalia, Rodentia, Chinchillidae. Bases 260 to 1093 code for a protein of 277 amino acids.